UUGUUUUUAGGCGCUCUCAGCUCAUCCAGCAUUCUUGACAGCCUUGGCAGCAAGUAUCGAGACAAGUUGAAUUCAUUUUUAGACCCAGUGCUCCAGACUACAGGCCGCAGCAGGUUUGUGAGGUGUUGGCACGCUAAGACAGAUGGUUGGGCGGCAUCAACAUUUCACAGCAACUGUGAUGGAAAGGGUCCCACUGUAACCAUAGUCCAAGUCGGUAGUUACAUAUUUGGUGGAUACACUGACAAGUCUUGGGGUGGUACGUAUCAGUUCAUAACAGCCUUAAUGGCACUCAGAUCAUGUUCAGCGUUUUCGUGUGGACUGGCAAAAAAGAUUCUACUACGCUACGCGUAGACGCAUUUUUGUGUGAAUAAACGUCCAGAUACGUGUGGACUGGGCCUAAAACCAGCGAUUUCGUUGCCUGAAUACGCCGUUUAUGUGUUAAUGGAAGGCAAAAUAUAAUAUCCGGAUACGUAAGGGUAAGGCCUCCUUGAUAAGCAUAAACUGACAUGAAUACUAAUCAAGACAUCACAUAAAAAAGACUGAGGGCUCACGACAAUCUACGUUUUAAAUGGUACGUACUCGGUCGGCUUUUCCUAUUUAUGGUAUAAGUUCUCCCUUAAUUUGCUUUCUGAAUAGUUUUUCAGUGAGCCAGCCACGUGUUUGGUUCUGUAAAAAAAAAAAACCUGUUAUUUUUACAGCAAAUACGACAACAGCGCAAAGCAUAAAAAGGGGAGUUUGUCUAAUGGUCGUGGGUCGUGGGUGUGGGCGUGGGUAAAAGUUGUGGGUGUGGGUAAUGCCUGGUGGGUGACACGAAGAGUUUGCCUAAUGGUCGUGGGUCGUGGGUCGUGGGUGUGGGUGUGGGUAAAAGUCGUGGGUGUGGGUAAUUAUUAAAAAUUAAUUUUUAAUCAUUAUUAAUAAUUAGCAAUGUAACUAACGAUCCACGACCCACGACCAUUAGACACUGAGUUUGCCUAAUGGUCGUGGGUCGUGGGUCGUGGGUGUGGGUGUAGGUAAAAGUCGUGGGUGUGGGUAAUGAUUAAAAAUUAAUUUUUAAUCAUUAUUGAUAAUUAGCAAUGUUACUAAUUUUUGUUAAAUAUUUAUAAUUUACAAUAUUACAAGUUUUGGAUUUUUUUAACUACUGGAUAACAAAACGAACAUACGAUGUAUGAAAAUUAUACAACACUUCCCCUACUCUGUUACUCUACUCAGUCUGACUUAACGUGGAAAGGAUGAGGUUCUUUAUCUUUACCGUGAAAUAUGUGUUUUAGGCGCAUUGUUCUGGCAAAUUGACUGAAGUCAUUGAGUAGCUGCCCCCUGAUAAUGUUUUCUCUUGUCACGGGAGUGGGAAUGAAUUUUAAACCACGGGAUAGUAAGGUACUUUGCUCGUCUGGCAGCUGUGAAUUUGACAGGUUUUUGAUAUGCUGGUUGCGUGACUUAAGAUUGUUUAGAAAGCGCUUUUUCUCUUUGAGCUUUCUCCGAUCGAUUCUUUUGCGGCUUUUAACCGCUUUGUUAUCAGUUCUGUUUCUUUUCCCUUCUUCCCUUAUUUCUAAAGGGUAAGAUAAGACAGCAGGAUAAGAUUAACUUUUUUAUUGUUUGCCUGUGCUCUCAUUUGUUCCAAAGUUUGACAGCUUUCCCCCAGCUAUGUCAACUUUAUAUUUGAAGACAAAAAUUAGUUCAACGUUAUUUCUUUUUCUUUUCGAUUGCUCCUGUACACACCGCCACCCCCUGCGCUGGUGGUCGACGAUCUCUGGUAGAGUAACAGAGUAGGGGAAGUGUUGUAUAAUUUUCAUACAUCGUAUGUUCGUUUUGUUAUCGAGUAGUUAAAAAAAUCCAAAACUUGUAAUAUUGUAAAUUAUAAAUAUUAAACAAAAAUUAGUAACAUUGCUAAUUAUUAAUACUGAUUAAAAAAUAAUUUUUAAUCAUUACCCACACCCACGACUUUUACCCACACCCACACCCACGACCCACGACUUGUACCCACGACCCACGACCCACGACCAUUAGGCAAACCCCUUCGGAUAACAUUACAGAUGAAGUAGCCUGCGAAAACAUCCGUUUCUCCUCGCUCUUCGCCGAUGGGGACGUUUCGCGCGGAGGAACGUCUGCGACUCAGCGACAGAAAUUCCAAUUAAAAUUGUUCUGAGAAACGGAAUUAAAGUAUUGAAAUGCUUUUACACUGAACAAUUGGUAAAAAGUUAAAAUGUUCAUAACCAACUAGUUGAGUAAAUAAAAAAAAGGGGAGCAUGCAUGAAACUUCAUUUUUUCUACAAGAGUUUACUAGUUGCUUCAUAACUGAUUUUUGGUGAGGACUGGUGUAUUGCCUGGCUUUGUUAAUCGGUAUAGCAUAUUUUAUACGGUGAAAUGUUCGAAGGUGUAAAACAUCCAGCUUCGAACACAUAGUAUAUAUUUAUAACUGUUAUGGUCGCCCUUGCCACUUGAAGUGUUUGAAUAAUUUAAAUUAAUAUCUGAAAAAUGUUUUUCCACAGGUUCUUGUCGUUAUGUCUAUUCAAGUAAAUCGUUCCUGUUCUCGUUAUAUAACAUCAAUGGCUACGCUCCUGUUAAGGUGAACAUCAAGUCAAGUAGUUAUAGUGGCGCUAUUUACACAUGUUCCAGUUACGGACCAACCUUUGGUGGGGGAAACGACCUGUACAUACCCAACAACGCUGCAAGUAACCGCAAUUCCUACACGUACUGUGGCUCCUCCUACCCCCUCCCCCCUGGGUACUCUGCAUAUUACACUUCCUGUCAAUUUUAUGCAGGAUCCUACAAUUUCACUCCCACUGAUGUUGAAGUGCUUUACGAGACAACAAUUUAA
Molecule: messenger RNA, 2815 nt
Organism: Porites evermanni
Lineage: Eukaryota; Metazoa; Cnidaria; Anthozoa; Scleractinia; Poritidae
Source: the annotation of a GenBank genome assembly